Messenger RNA from Lactuca saligna, 652 nucleotides. The record is from the annotation of a GenBank genome assembly. NCBI's taxonomy places the organism in Eukaryota, Viridiplantae, Streptophyta, Magnoliopsida, Asterales, Asteraceae.
AUGUCACAUGUAACCACCUUAUCAAAUUCAAAUGCGACAGCUAUAUGUAAAAGGGCAGUUCUUAAACUCGUUUUAAUCAUUAUUAGCCUUCGAGUUGACUCUGAGUUCUGUAAACUAAUCUCCAACAAUCCAUCAAUGGCGUCCAUCAACCGAUCACUACUCAUCGCUUUAAUCUCAAUCCACCUCACAGCCACCGCCAUCGCCACCGAAAUCCACGAUCUCCUCCCGGAAUACGGCCUACCGAAGGGCAUCCUACCUAACGCCGUCGAUUCCUACAAUAUCUCCCCCACCGACGGCGCCUUCACCGUUCAGCUCAAACGCCCCUGCUACGUUAAAUUCGAAGAUCAGACUGUCUACUACAGCAAGAACAUCGAAGGCAAGUUGAGUUACGGAUCAGUCUCUGAUGUUUCCGGUAUUCAAGCCAAAGAAUUGAUGUGCCCGAUUGUAAGAGCAAAGCUUACGCAGAUGAUGAUGAAUCCUAUUCUCAAUCGAUUUAAAUCGAAAGGGAUUUUGAGCAAGAUUUCGAGUCAAACAAAUCUGUUCCAAAGUGUUUUAUGAUGUAACUAAGUUCUGCAUAGUAAAUAUUUUCCUUUUGAAUGUCGUUUCUAUGUAAAUUCUCAAUUGGAUUAAUAAAAACUUCUAUUCCUUUUUU